CGAUUAUAUUACUUUUUUUUUGUACGAUUUGUCGUACAAAGUCGAGCUCAAUUGAGCUAAAAGCUACCUUCUUGCAGUUUCUCUAACCAACUUGGAGUUCAGUUGACGGUUUGAUUUCGUAUCGCUACCAACGGAAUCGAAGAAGGUGUCUUUAUUGUGAAUGUCGUCGAUAUACAUUUUUAUGUAUUUUCGAUAACGUGUCGUGUACAAAAAAAAAAAAGAGUGCUCUGUGUUGUCUGUGUAAUCGAUCGCACAUUCCUGUGUGACAUUAAAAGAUAUUGUAUCUAUCGUGAUCGAGAUACAUCAUAUUUAUUAUUAUUCGUGUGUGUGUGCUUCAUUUUUGCUUAAAGAUAAAUAACACAUUUUUCUUACUGCAAAAUGGUGCGUUUAUCUAUUGGAUUAGCUUUCUUAGCAUUAAAUAUUUUCUGCAGUGUAACUGUAAAUGCACAAGCAAAAGAAAAAGAAGAAUUCAUCUGCCCCAUUCAAAUUGGCAAUGGCAAUUUUGCAGAUCCCGCAUCAUGUCGUAGAUUCUACCAGUGUGUAGAUGGUUUUCCAUACUUAAACCGAUGCCCUUCAGGAUUAUACUUUGAUGACAUCAACAAAUUUUGUAAUUUCAAGGAUGAAGCAACCUGCGGACCACUUCCAACUACUCCAGCACCAAAAACAGAUGCUCCAGUGGACUUGGCUCUAAAGUGUGAUCCAGCUCAAUGUGAAUUGCCAUAUUGUUUCUGUUCAAAGGAUGGCACCCGUAUUCCUGGUGAUCUCGAACUCGAAAAGAUUCCCCAAAUGAUUCUGCUAACAUUCGACGGUGCGGUAAAUUUGAAUAACUAUGAACAUUACAAAAAGAUUUUCGACAAAAAAAGGAAGAAUCCAAAUGGAUGCGAAAUUAAGGGAACAUUCUUUAUUUCCCAUGAAUACAGCAACUACCAACAAAUCCAGACCUUGGCCUAUGAAGGACACGAAAUUGCUACCGAAACCAUUUCACUUCAAAACGGUCUACAAGACAAAGGCUACGAGGAAUGGGUCGGUGAGAUGAUUGGAAUGCGUGAAAUUUUGAGAUACUUUGCAAAUGUGUCUGUCAGUGAAGUUGUUGGCAUGCGAGCACCAUUCUUGAAACCCGGCAGGAAUACUCAAUACAAGGUUAUCGAGGACUUUGGCUACAUCUAUGACAGUUCAGUGACAGUUCCGCCAGUAAAUGUACCAGUUUGGCCAUACACUUUGGACUUUAAAAUCUCUCAUGAAUGCAAGAGCGGCACCUGCCCCACUAGGCAAUUCCCUGGAGUCUGGGAAGUGCCAUUAAAUACCCAUUAUGUCGAAGGCUAUGAGGGUGGUCACUGUCCGUACUUGGAUCAAUGUGUCUUGCAUAGUUUGGAUGAGAAUGAAGUUGUCGAAUGGCUGCAAGAGGAUUUCAGUCGUUAUUAUGAACAAAACAAAGCUCCAUACAUGAUGCCAUUCCACACCAAUUGGUUCCAGACCAAACAGUUGGAACUUGGAUUACACAAGUUCCUCGAUUGGGCUUUGACAUUGCCUGAUGUAUACAUUGUUACCGUGACUCAAGCUCUCACCUGGAUCACCGACCCCAAGGAACUUAACCGACUGAGCUCCAUCGAAUCAUGGGAUUGUCAAAAACGUGUACCAACUGCACCAAAACCAUGUUUCACAUCAAAUUAUUGUGGAUUGAGUUUUAAGAAUCCCGAGAAAAAUAUCUCAGAUACCCGUUAUAUGGAAACAUGCCGGGAAUGUCCAAAUACCUAUCCAUGGUUGGGUGAUGCCGAGGGUACUGGUAUUGUUGGUCGGGAUAACUAUGUUUAUACGGGAACUAGUCAAGGAGAUGCCCAACCCGAGAGUACAAAUUAGAAAAAAAAAAGGAGUGUGCUUUAUUUUUAACAGCUUAACAAUCAUCAUGACUUUUAUAAUGGUCAUGAUGGUAGAGUCAGAAUGAUUCUUUAGUCUAUAUUAUUUUUUUGUUUGUAAAAUUGUUUUUUUGACUUAAUGAUUCUAAAUUUUUAAUUCUUAAUUCCUGAUUCUUUGAAAAAAAAUCCU
Molecule: messenger RNA, 2043 nt
Organism: Episyrphus balteatus (marmalade hoverfly)
Lineage: Eukaryota; Metazoa; Arthropoda; Insecta; Diptera; Syrphidae
Gene: Cda4
Product: chitin deacetylase 1
Exons: 8
Coding region: 379-1857 (492 amino acids)
Biological process (GO): carbohydrate metabolic process
Cellular component (GO): extracellular region
Molecular function (GO): chitin binding
Source: RefSeq, a predicted model, not a curated record